Clonostachys byssicola is the source of this 1418-nucleotide messenger RNA. The record is from the annotation of a GenBank genome assembly. NCBI's taxonomy places the organism in Eukaryota, Fungi, Ascomycota, Sordariomycetes, Hypocreales, Bionectriaceae.
GUCACGUUCGUGCAUUCUUCAUGGAUUUCAAUGAAGCCAUCGACAAUGGAAGGAACUAUUUCGGAGGGUCGGAUACGCCUUUCAGCAUCACGGUUGGCGGAGUGCAGAUCUACAUCUGUUGCGCCCCUGAGGACGUUGCCAGUCUAUACCGCAACACCACCACAAUAUCCUACCAACACGUCGUCGAGGGCAUGUACCGCGGCAUUGGCUUCACCGGCUUGGCUUUCCAUAAGAUGUUUCAUACUGACCCUUCAGCGAAACACAACAUCGGCAUGAGUCAUCUCCUACCGCCUAGCCACAUGAUCGUCGAGUAUCAUCGGUGCCAGCUCAAAUCAGGUGAACCCAUUGAUGAGCUUUUGCAAAACAGGGUACACCCUGGGAUUGAUCGCCGACUCCAAGGCGUCGUGGAGGGGACCAGCCUUUCCAUCAUCGGAACCUCGGGCAGUGAGACUACCGUUUCUCUCCUCAAGCUAUGCACAGAUCUAUUCCUCCAUUCGACAGCGACUGCAUAUCUGGGUCAGAAGAUCUGUCAGGUCAAUCCAAAAUUCUUGGAUUACUUUGAGGUUUGGGAGCGAGAGAACUGGAAGUAUAUGUUUAAAAUCCCCGCAUUCAUGGGCAGGGACAUGAUCUGGGCCCGUGACGGGAUCAUUAGCACAUUUGCCGAGUACCUCUCUAUCCCGGCGGAAGAGAGAUCUGACUGCAACGAUUUCGUGAGGUCCGUUGAAGCCAUGUUGCGAGACGUGGGACUUUUUGAGCAAGACAUGGCAAAGGUGUUCUUGCUACACUUCUGGGCCAUUUUAGGAAAUGUUUACAAAGCUGCUUUCUGGACAAUAGCGCACAUUGUCUACGAUGAAACCCUCCCUCGGUUAAUCCGUGCUGAGCUUUUGCCUGUGUAUCGAGAGGGGAGGGUAGUCACGGCUUGCUUAGACCAUUGCCCCCUACUAGAGUCCUUGAUAAAUGAGGUUCUCCGCCUGACAGUCACAACCGCCCUUCUUCGUGAUGUCACUUCACCUACCACUCUUCGAGACGUCACCAUUCCAUCUGGCAGCAAGGUCCCUUUAAGCCAGUUGCAUCGGAACCAAGAUGUCCGGGGCAUUGAGCCUCUUGUUCUAGAUUCAGCUCGCUUUCGGGAUAGCCCAAAGCUACUUAAUUCAAAAUCAUUUCGCCCUUUUGGCGGUGGUCAGACCAUUUGUCCGGGUCGUUUUCUAGCUAAGCAAAGUAUCAAAUACACGAUCGCCUCUUUAUUUAUGAGGUUUGAUUUGGGAAUAGACGUUGAGAUGACUCGGAAGGCAGUUGGGGGAGAUGGAUCAAAGCUCAAUUUUCCUCAGAUGGACAGCACCAAGCCAAAUCCCGGUGCCAGCUUGCCGGUCCAGGGACAAGAUGUAUAUCUAGUUUUGAAGGAGAGGGGCAACUCUAAG